AUGAAUUCGAUCAUGUCGCUGUCGAAUACGAGCGAACGCACGAACAUCUUCGCUUCGUUGAAUAUGUUCGGCGGUGUGCCUUCAACGACAGCGAGUAAUAAUCGUCUGGAAGAGGCUGAUGCGAAUGCCGAGGGUGAAGGCAAAGUGAAGAAUAGACUGCUCUCAAUGUGGAACAAUGUCAAAUAUGUUGUCAUUCCAGGCAUGAAACUGAAAACGAAUUUCUCCAAAGAAUCUCCAGUGUGGCUGCUUGGCAAGUGCUAUCAUCGCAAAGAGAGUCCUGAUGUUACAGAAAUGGGCACAGAUGUUGCUGCAUUUACAAGUCAAGCAAAUUUAUCAGCUGAUGAAGACGAAGGUCUCGAGGGCUUCAAAGCGGACUUUGUCAGCCGGGUGUGGAUGACGUAUCGGCGUGAAUUUCCGUUUUUGAACGGAUCGAAUUUCACCAGCGAUUGCGGAUGGGGAUGUAUGAUUCGCAGUGGGCAAAUGCUCCUGGCACAAGCAUUAGUCAAUCACUUUUUAGGCAGAGGCUGGCGAUGGAACUCUGAUGGAUUAUUUGAAUCCAGUGAAGAAGCAGGCAAAGAACUGACACAUCGCAAAAUCAUUAAAUGGUUUGGCGAUAAACAAAGCCGCGUGAGCCCGUUUUCACUGCAUUCCUUAGUGGGACUCGGUGAGAGUUCCGGAAAAAAAGCUGGAGAUUGGUAUGGGCCUGGAGCUGUCGCUCAUAUUCUGAAACAAGCUGUCAAAGUCGCCACCGAACUCAAUCAAGAGUUUGAAAGUUUUACCGUUUGUGUGGCGCAGGAUUGCGCGGUGUAUACACAGGAUAUUUUCGAUGAGUGCGACUUGCCUGAUAAAUGGAAGGCGUUGAUAUUAUUAGUGCCUAUGCGGCUGGGCGCUGAAAAGUUUAAUCCGAUCUACGCGCCUGCAUUGACAGCACUUUUGACUCUGGAGCAGUGUAUUGGUAUUAUUGGCGGGCGACCAAAACAUUCGCUGUAUUUCGUCGGUUAUCAGGACGAUAAACUGAUACAUCUCGAUCCACAUUAUUGCCAGGAAGUGGUGCCCGUCUGGAGCGACAAUUUCUCUCUGAAUAGUUUCCAUUGUCGAUCACCACGCAAGUUACACAUUAGCAAAUUGGACCCGUCGUGUUGUGUGGGGUUUUAUUGUGCGACAAAAGCAGACUUUUUAUCUCUCAUUGAACUCGUGAAGACUACAAUUAAUGCCGCCACGCGGUCGACUGCAAAUGGCAUGGAGUAUCCAAUGUUUGUGUUUUGUGACGGGCAUUCGAAGGAUUCAAGGAUGUCGCCGCGAAGGUAUUCGAUACCGCCGGAUAUGGAGUAUAGCACUGAUAGUCUUGACAAUGACUAUGUCGAAACGGAAGAGUUUGAGGUGUUAUAACCUUCAAUCUCGUGCACGUGCACAUUUGUGUGGGGUUUGUUAGCUCUAGAAAGACACUUGGCCAUUGUUAUUUAUUUAUUGUCCUUUAUUGACACAUUUCGAUGGUUGCGAACAACCAUCUCUUCUCAUUGUGAUCAUCUGCAUCAAAAUUGAUUUCGGGCAUGUUUCAUACGUGCUGCUGCUCAUCAAAUGGGCUGUUUCCUAGUAAAAACUCUCUUAUUUAUUCAACGUUGUACAAUGUAAUUAAAAAAGACUUUAAAAUAUUAAUGUGCGCUUAAGUGA
Messenger RNA from Dalotia coriaria, 1671 nucleotides. It is a transcript of the gene Atg4b, whose product is annotated as Autophagy-related 4b. The record is from RefSeq and is a predicted model, not a curated record. Lineage: Eukaryota; Metazoa; Arthropoda; Insecta; Coleoptera; Staphylinidae. The coding region runs from base 1 to 1389 and encodes 462 amino acids. Gene Ontology annotation, molecular function: protein-phosphatidylethanolamide deconjugating activity. The transcript is spliced from 4 exons.